Protomyces lactucae-debilis is the source of this 433-nucleotide messenger RNA. RefSeq names its product ribosomal protein S30. Gene Ontology annotation, cellular component: cytosolic small ribosomal subunit; ribosome. Gene Ontology annotation, molecular function: structural constituent of ribosome. Gene Ontology annotation, biological process: translation. The record is from RefSeq and is a predicted model, not a curated record. Bases 73 to 264 code for a protein of 63 amino acids. The transcript has 2 exons. Lineage: Eukaryota; Fungi; Ascomycota; Taphrinomycetes; Taphrinales; Protomycetaceae.
CUCCAGCCAGGCCACGACGACCGAAGAAAGAGCACGACACGCAAAGGCAUCAACCUCUCUCAUCACACAAGCAUGGGUAAAGUUCACGGAUCGCUCGCGCGAGCAGGAAAGGUCAGAGGCCAGACACCCAAGGUUGCAAAGCAGGAGAAGCCCAAGACACCCAAGGGACGCGCGCUCAAGCGUAUCAAGUACAACCGUCGAUUCGUCACUGCUGCGACACUCGUCGGUGGCAAGCGUCGCAUGAACCCCAACCCUACCUCAUAAGCAUGUUCUAAUGAAUCUCAGUUCAAUUGCACUGCACGACAUUCAUCUCGACUGCCAUCCUCUCAUCUGUACUUGACAUGAUCUCAGGAAAUCACCUUGCGACAAUCAACGUACAAGAGGCGAUAUGCUAGGACACUGCUGUACAGGCGUUCAUUCACAUCACAUCAUA